UAGAGAGAGAGAGAAUGUAGGGAAAGAAGAUGAAGAGAAAGAGUGAUUGGGGCUAUGACGAGGGAGAGAGAAAGAGCAAGGGGGUUUAAAACGUCAGCAUAGGAGCCCUGCUGCCAGUCUGCAUGUACUGAUAUGCACGACGCUCGAGGAGUUUGCGCUCCGGUCAGGCUCGCGCACUGGGAUCCUAACCGUCACCAGCACAUAACAGCGCGGAUAACGGAGAUGAUUCUCUUCACACGGCAACACGAAACGGAACAAAGUGUACGCAGAUGGAAGCGAUGAAGAGUCCUGUCAGUUUCCACACACCUUUGGAUGUGACGAGCUCCAAGUAGCGGGAGUUUACCGUCACAGACAGCAGGUGGGAUUCCACUCAGUGGAGAGUUCGCGCGUGACUUUUUGUUGGACAUGGGACCGGGUUUCGCCUGUUUUGGAUACGGUACCGGAGGAACCGCGUCUUCUUGAACGAAGAGCUGUCGACAGCUGGACAACGACGAGAUGCGCUCCGACCACGGCUUCAUCCUGCUGCUCCUCAACGGGACAGCGUGCUUGCUGGCUCUAGGACAGGAAGAUACCCCCUCGUCAUCUUCUUCCUUCCCCUCAUCUACGUCAAAGUCCUCCUCCCCAGCAGACUCCUCCAAAACUCUUGGCGUUCUGGGAUCUCAGGGUUCGAUUUCACCCCUGAGCCGCUGGGUGAUGCACAGCCGUGGGCGAGCCGCCAACACGUCCACAAUGGAGCUGCCCUAUCGUUCUCCGGUGCCCUUUUCCAAACAGGAAUUUUGGGAAAUGCUGGGUAGCGACCUCCUCAAAACGGACACGGACGAGUCUGGGAACUCCCGUGUGAAGCGCCGCCCCCCGAUCGUCAAAACAGGCAAAUUUAAGAAGAUGUUUGGCUGGGGCGACUUCUACUCUAACAUCAAGACAGUGCGCCUCAACCUGCUCAUCACGGGUAAGAUCGUGGAUCAUGGGAACGGCACCUUCAGCGUCUACUUCCGUCACAAUUCCACCGGCCAGGGGAACAUCUCAGUCAGCCUGGUACCUCCGGUAAAGGCUGUGGAGUUCGACUUGGAGCGGCAGAGCGUGGUCUACCCUAAAGACUCAAAGAUCUUCAACUGCCGCAUAGACUAUGAGAAGGUGGACCGCAGCAAACGCACCUCGCUCUGCAACUACGACCCCUCUAAGACCUGCUUCCAGGAGCAGACACAAAGCCAUGUGUCCUGGAUCUGCUCCAAACCCUUUAAGGUCAUUUGUAUCUACAUUUCAUUCUACAGCACAGACUACCGACUGGUGCAGAAGGUCUGUCCAGACUAUAACUACCACAAUGAGAUGCCCUACCUACCCUCAGGGUAGAGCUGUAGGGAGCAGUUGACUAGAGGAACGAGGAAGGCUGGAUGGGGGAAGGUGUUAGCAUAUGAGGGAUUGGUUCUAUUACGGAGACGAAGAUGAAUGUGAAAUGCUAAUUUGGGACAAGGGUUUUAAAGGACACAGGUCUUCAGCUAAAGACUCUUCAGAAACUUAUCAUUCAGCUGUUAUGGACUACCCUCUCAUGACCUGAACAUCACAGGUGGUUCAAAAGGUGAAUGUACAGUAUUUCAUUUGCUGCAGUUGAUGUCCUGAA
Messenger RNA from Rhinichthys klamathensis goyatoka, 1615 nucleotides. Its product is annotated as neurexophilin-1. NCBI's taxonomy places the organism in Eukaryota, Metazoa, Chordata, Actinopteri, Cypriniformes, Leuciscidae. Gene Ontology annotation, molecular function: signaling receptor binding. The record is from RefSeq and is a predicted model, not a curated record. The coding region runs from base 496 to 1347 and encodes 283 amino acids. The transcript has 2 exons.